Neocloeon triangulifer is the source of this 2743-nucleotide messenger RNA. RefSeq lists its product as uncharacterized. The coding region runs from base 209 to 922 and encodes 237 amino acids. Lineage: Eukaryota; Metazoa; Arthropoda; Insecta; Ephemeroptera; Baetidae. The record is from RefSeq and is a predicted model, not a curated record. The transcript has 3 exons.
UCCAAAUAAUAUGUAGCGGCGCACGCCAGAGAGCGGGCGGUCACGUGACCCUCCACGACACUGGUGCAGGCAGGGAGGCUGCGAGGCUCCAUCCCUUUAUCACCCCCCAUUCAGACGGUGCUCGGCUGGAAACGAGGUGCCACAAACAGGAAAAGUCAGUCUCCUUGCGCCGCACGCAGUGUGCUCGCUGCACCCUGGCCUGGUAACAAUGGCACGCCAGCCGCUGCUCGACAAGAAGUUUCUUUUCUUCUGCCUUGUAGUCGGCAUCUUCUCGACCAUUGUUAUUCAAGGGGCGGAAGCCAAGGGCGGAGGAGGGGUCGGAGGCAUCGCCGGCACCACCAGCGACGCGUCUGACCCUUACGGGCGCAAAGGCAGCGCUAUCAGCUCGGCAAAGUCCACUUACAAAUAUCGCGCAGGAGGGUACCAUGGCGGCGGCACCUACGGACGCGGGGUGGUCGACGAGAACCUGCCGUGGUGGAAGCUGCUGCUGAUCAUAAUGGCCGUGUGCUUGAUGGUCUUCUGCAUUUUGCUGCUGUGCUACUGCAUCCGAGCCUCGCAGGAGCCGGACGAGCGGCAGGCAAAGGUCACCGAGUACCUAAAGCACCAGGAGGAGCAGCUCAAGGGCGGCUUCCCCAUCAUCCCUCAGCCCAUCCUUUACCCGAGCAGCAACGGCCAGCCCGGGGUGGCCCCGAAGUCGCCAGCUCGCGUGCCCGAGACCACCUUCUUCCCGCCGGCGAUGGAGUCCCUGAGCACCACGUCCACCCUGCUGCCGCCUGAGGCGCCCACCCCGUCCUCCUCAACCUCCGAGACGCCGGCGCCAAUCGGCUUCUACAUCCCGCCGGAGAUCCAGCAGGUGUACACGUCAGAAGAAGUGCAGCAGGCUGCAAGUGUCAUCCAAGAGCAACCCCUUGAGAAAUACUAACUGUUUGGUGAAAAAAUCACACGCGCGCGCACUAUGAAAAAUUGGGAUGAAUUUUUUAAGCUGUGACCCCUAAAAUGUGAUUUUUUUCAUAAGAAAUUGAUAUAAAUUGAUUAAAUUAUUGACCCAAAAUAAAAAAGAUUGUAAUUUUUUUAAUUUUUAUAUUCAUAAUUUCAUAAAAAUUGACAUAAUUUUGGCAGUAGCAGGUAGGGCACAGAACUGCUAUUGUUGGAAAUUAUGGAAAGGAAUUUUUCAAUCUUGCCGUUUAAUCCAACUGAAAUUUGCUCUAUAACAUUGGCCUACUCAAUAAUCCUCGAUAAAAUAAUUUUAAACCCAAACUUGUGACUUUCACUAUCAAAAAUUUCACCAUAGAGUUUGAUCAUUUUCGCAAUUUAAUUGUGGAUAGGGAAUAAAUAUAAAUUUUAACUUUUAAUGUUUUCCUAAUUUAAAUUUUCAAUCCCUCAAUUAAUAUUUCUGUUGUAAAGGAAGUUAAAAUUAAUUAUUAGUAAUUAACUUAAAACAAUGCAAUUAGUGAAAUUAUUAUAGAGGCCACAGCAUUCCCCAUCUUAGUCUUUAAAAGUGCGGCAGUUGUAUCCCGACUUAUCCAUUGGAAAAAGGGGUGCCUUUGAUACACAAACAAGGACUGCUUAAGUCAUUAUGUACCUAACAAAGAAGAUUUAUCGACGUCAACUGACAACUUUCGAACUUGCUAUUUGGUUACUCGGGACUAAACCGUUCAACGUCUCGAGAGUUAUGUAGUUCACAAGAAUGUGAUUGAUCAUUUUGGGAAUAUUUUUAUAUAUAUACGGACUUGCUUUCCGCAAAUAUAUAAGUUCUUGUGGACCUGUCGAAUGAGCACAGGCACCACAUGCUAGGAUAUCAUUCUCCAUCAUUUCCACUUUUGUCAGCACAGGAAUUAAAAGGCGCCACUGACAUUUUCUGAUAUUUUUGCUUCCUUUGAGAUGUUUUAUGUCAUGUGAAUAUAAUUAUAGAUGAAUAGCAUCAUAUUCCGAAAGUCGGCUUAACAAGAUGAACACUAAAAAAAAUGCCUACAGAAAACAUAAAAAAUAUGUACAAUCAAAUGAAUUGCUUAAAUGAAAAUAACUAACAUCAAGUACCAUGGCACCAAUUUAGCUGUUUCAGAAAAACUUUUAACAUCCAAUUAUCUUUUACCAUCACUUUCACUACAGCGCAGUUUCAUUAGUGCCAAAACUAAAUAAUUACAAAAUGUUAAUAAAUCAAAUAUUUAAAUUUGUUGAAAUUGAACAAAAAAAAAAAUUAAGUGCAACUAAUUGGCUGCUCAAAGUUGCAGAUAUUUUCAUUCAAAACUAAAUAUGUAUUGCUAAAAAGAGGCUCAACGGAUGAGCUUAUGAUAGAUAAAAAGCUGUUGAUUCUUUACUGUAUACAUUAAUCUAAAAAAUAUAUAUUAUAUUAUGACAUAGGAGAAUAAUAAUUUAGAUGGCAAACCGUAUAUAUUAUAAUUAUCAAGCAUGACACUAAUUUAUUAUUGCUAUGGGAUAAAAUUAGCCGUGUGUAUUAAUGGAAGUCAAAAAGUAGUUAUAUAGAUGUUGUCAAGCCACGUUUAACAAAAUACCCUGAUAGAGAUAGAGACAUCUUGCCACAGUUCAUGUUCCUUCCCUGUCAAAUGCACAUGUUAAUCCACCACUGGGAAUGUAAGAAUAUAAUACAUUAAUCAAUUUCCCAUCAUUAUAAAGCGAUGUUUUUACAAAAAAUAUACCAAUACGUCAAGGAACCUCGUUAUUUGAUUUAAUUUCUUAUUACAAUGGUCUGCUGUGAGAAGCAACAAAUAAAAGCAAUUGUGAU